This is a messenger RNA of Aspergillus caelatus, 1096 nucleotides long. RefSeq names its product Rab family GTPase srgA (gene srgA). NCBI's taxonomy places the organism in Eukaryota, Fungi, Ascomycota, Eurotiomycetes, Eurotiales, Aspergillaceae. Gene Ontology annotation, biological process: regulation of exocytosis; protein localization to plasma membrane; protein secretion. The record is from RefSeq and is a predicted model, not a curated record. Gene Ontology annotation, molecular function: GTPase activity; GTP binding. Gene Ontology annotation, cellular component: endosome; plasma membrane. Bases 173 to 793 code for a protein of 206 amino acids. The transcript is spliced from 3 exons.
AGGAGGAAAGAUACUGCGGUGGUGCCAGAGAAACUGAGUUUCCCGACAAUAUCACCAGCCCUUCUGUCAAGAGCUACUAUCGUGAGACAUUUUUUUUUUUGGCGUAAUUGACUUAUUCCUCGCUCCCUUGAUCUGCGUAGCUCAGACUAACGCUACCUGCGUCUACUCCAUCAUGGCUGGUACAAGAAACUAUGAUUUUCUGAUCAAACUUCUGUUGAUCGGAGAUUCUGGGGUGGGAAAAUCAUGUUGUUUGUUACGAUUCAGCGAAGAUUCAUUUACCCCGUCCUUCAUCACGACCAUUGGAAUUGACUUCAAGAUUCGUACAAUCGAACUUGACGGAAAGCGUGUAAAGCUUCAAAUAUGGGACACAGCUGGACAGGAGCGCUUUAGAACGAUUACAACGGCUUACUAUAGAGGGGCAAUGGGUAUACUUCUGGUCUAUGAUGUCACUGAUGAGAGAUCAUUUCAAAACAUCCGCACAUGGUUUUCAAACGUCGAACAGCAUGCAAGUGAAGGCGUCCAUAAAAUUCUCAUCGGAAAUAAAUGUGACUGGGAAGAGAAGAGAGCCGUGUCGACUGAACAGGGCCAGCAGCUAGCUGAUGAGCUUGGAAUACCCUUCCUUGAAGUGUCAGCAAAGAACAAUAUCAAUAUCGAGAAAGCCUUCUACAAUCUUGCCUCGGAAAUUAAGAAAGGCAUGGACACAUCUAAAACUGAACAGCCUGGUUCGCAAGGUGUCAGCAUAGAUCAGCAAGGCCCGGGACUGAAUGGCAAUACAGGAGGCAAAUGUUGCUGAUGGGCUUGUUAGUAUAUUCUCUUGCUUUGACCUUUUCGAUCCACCUUACAAACCUACUCUUUUUCUCCCUAAACUCCGACAAACAGCUAUUCUGCCAUGGACUUGAACAAGAACAAGUUAGGGUUUUUAUGCUCCAGUGGACGCCGAGAGGCCUAAUCUUUUUGCGAAACAGCCUUCAUGUAUGUCCAAAUUGUGGCCGUGGGGCAGGCCGCCGUUCUGUUACGGUCGUUCGAAGUAUGUUUGGUGGCAUUGUUUAAUCUAGUGUUACGCUAUACUGGGUAUUUGUGUUACAAGAAGUGACUU